Molecule: messenger RNA, 1022 nt
Organism: Cydia strobilella
Lineage: Eukaryota; Metazoa; Arthropoda; Insecta; Lepidoptera; Tortricidae
Exons: 5
Coding region: 98-661 (187 amino acids)
Source: RefSeq, a predicted model, not a curated record
CGUGUAACGUUGGUUUAUUUUUUAGUUUGUGACUAGUGUUGUUGUGCUGAGGUUGUGUGUAUUGUUUAUUUAUUUAUUUGCGUGAUUAUCUGUGAUAAUGCAUAUUAGUUUGAAGAAAUCCGUGGAAAUGAGAGAAAAACACUCUUGGAUGGAGACAGGUACAACAAUCUUCGCAUUCCUGAACGUUAUUUCAGCCAGCAUCGGAGUCCUAAUAUUCCUGAACGUGCUGACUAUGUACGUGUAUGAGGCGAUUACAAACACCGACAAGAUCGACACAUUCAUGUGGGCCGCGUGUAUCGGCACUAACUUCCUCGCCAUUGUAUCUUUGGUGUUUGCUGUGCUGCUUUACCUUGGCAUUAACCGGAAAAAGCCGUGCUUCAUACUAGCCUAUUGCAUCUUCGGAGUCAUCGUAGUAAUUUCAUUAGUUUGCGGACUAGUGGUCAUCCAUCAACAGAAGUAUUUGGGCAUGGAGAAGAAAUUAAGAGAAGUUUUCUGUGAAUAUUAUGAGCCCGUUGUCUAUGCUACUGUUGGGAUUUGCGUUGUGUACGUGUUAUUGCUAACUAUGAUCUGCCGGUCCUGGGUUUUAAUGACAUCCUGGCCUUCAGGCGACCGUAGGAAAUUGGUCAAUGAUUACUAUGAAUCCGACUGGAGAACCGACUGACGGUUAACUAGCUGAUUUACUGGAGAAGAAAUAAGAAAAAGAAAACAGCAUAAUACGGUGAUAUGAAUGUUUAAAAAAGACUGAAGAUAACUCGUUUAAUACAUGUGUUUUUUUGCUUCUGGUAUAAAUGAAGUGAAAUAAAUACAUGUAGAAAAACUGACAAUGCACUAUACUUUUCGUGGUAUGUGUUAUAUUAGCUAAUAUAUUUACAUCAUAGAUUAGAAUAUCGUUUUUUAUUUAUUUAUCCACGUUGUUCACUGUGAUAUACUUAACUAUCAGCAUUGCGAUACAGCGGGGAAAUGCCGCCAGCAUCCUUGGUACAAUGCCUCAAGGGCCUAUUUUAGAUUUUAUCUAGUUAUUA